Messenger RNA from Prorocentrum cordatum, 545 nucleotides. The record is from the annotation of a GenBank genome assembly. NCBI's taxonomy places the organism in Eukaryota, Dinophyceae, Prorocentrales, Prorocentraceae.
CGCGCCCGCGCGCGCCCCGCCGCUGUGCCUGCGCAGUGCUCACCAGCGCGGGCGGGGGGGAGGCCCGCGCGACAGCGGUGGGCAGCGGCAGGCGGGCCCGAGAACCGCCCCGCGGGGGGCGCCAAACCGCAUACGGCGCCCGGAGCGGCCCGGGCCCACCCUUGCCGCUUGCCGCGCGCGAUGAUGGGCCCCAGCGCCGAGGCCGCCGAGGUGGGCACCGUCUGCGUCACUGGCGCGGCGGGGUACCUGGCGGCCCACGUCGUUAGGGGCUUGCUGGAUCGGGGGCACCGCGUCCGGGGCUCUGUCCGGUCGCUGGGCGACCAGGCUAAGACGGCGCCCCUCCGCGCCCUGCCAGGGGCGGCGGAGCGGCUGGAGCUGGCGGAGGCGGACCUGAUGGAGCCAGCGGGCUUCCCAGCGCUGCUGAGGGGCUGCCGCACGCUGAUCCACACCGCGACGCCGAUCCGCGGGAGGGGGGACGCAGGGGGAAAAUAGAGAGUCGGGUGUAGGCAGAACCCCACCCUGACACGUCGAUUAGUGAAUUGUCC